Messenger RNA from Kockovaella imperatae, 809 nucleotides. RefSeq lists its product as hypothetical. The record is from RefSeq and is a predicted model, not a curated record. Bases 83 to 550 code for a protein of 155 amino acids. Lineage: Eukaryota; Fungi; Basidiomycota; Tremellomycetes; Tremellales; Cuniculitremaceae. The transcript is spliced from 2 exons.
UUCUCAUUUUUUGCGGGGUCGCGGGCUGAAAUGUCCGAAAAAUCCAAAACCCCGGCGAGACCCACCCCGGGGGCAUGACGCAAUGAUCGGCCUUCUGGUUCCAUGGAGAUUGCGAGCCAUGGCCGUCGUGCUUAGGAUCUCCGUGAACAGGACUUGGAGUCAUCCCAUCCUUCCGAUAUACAAAUACUGGAUAGUGAUCAAGAUGUCAACCCCAUCCGCAACGCAAGCAACAACUCCAAGACACACUCCAUACACUCGAGACCCAAACGCCCGAACAAAUCUCUCUCUCUUUCAUCAUGUGCUGCAGUUCCAGCGAUUCUUGCCGUCUGCGUCGAGAAGCAAGAUUGUUACGAAGAGAGCAGCGACGAGAAGCGAAGCUCGCACGAAAGAUGGCCAGAUACGGCAUGUCACCAAGCAUGACUCCUCCGACAGUCCUAGCUCCUGUGCCCAUCGAGCCAACCCUGAGAUAUCAACUUACGGAGGCAGCACCUCCCUCAUACUCGAGCAUCAAUGGGUCCACUGGAACUCGAGACAUAUCUCCGACUGUUAAGAACAGAGCGGGAGCUCGAGCUCAGCAGUAUGCCGAUUCUGCCAACGGCAGGACCAUCGCCAAUGAGGUUCGUCCCGCCGUUGUGCCAUUCGCCGGGACAGCAUGUGAGAAGGGUUAUCACAAUCCGAAGCAAGUUCACAUCGGUGGUGGGCUGCCCUUUCCCUUCGGACUGUUCCAGUGAGUCUAUCCUCCUAUUCUGGUCAGAUUGAGCACCUCGCUCACUGUGCACCUUUCAGAGCUCCAAGGGACUCGCGAAUCA